AUGGCUGCUCUUUUCAAAAUUAACUUUCUUACCAUCCACUAUGCCUACUUUAUUCUCGUAUCCAUGAUCGGCAGUGUCAUAAUUUAUACAACAUCAAAGAUCCAUAGUCUCCACUAUGUUGACGCGUUGUUCAUAAGUGUCAGUACCAUUACUGGAACUGGAUUGAACGUGGUGGAUUUAUCGACAUUGAAUGUUUUCCAGCAGGUCACUCUAUUUGCCCUUCUGCUGCUGGGACACGCUAUCCCUAUAUCCGGCAUUAUUUUGUUUUUUCGGAGUCGGAUGUUUCGAUCGAUCCUGCUAGACAACGCAAGGGGUCGUACGGGCCGUCAGUCCGCAUAUAAAAUAUCAGCUCUCGCGGUAAAAACCGAGAGAAAGUCAGAGGAAAAAGAGUAUGCCAUAUUUACUACAUAUGGAAGUAAAAACUUCUGUGACAAAUCAGUUUCGAAGAUUACCAGCGAAGUGAAAGAAGUCUUUCAGGUUCAAACCCUUCAAGAUGAACCAAUUUCAUUUUUAGCAGAUGAAGUGAUUGCUACCAUUGAUCCAAGACCUACAAUCGAAAAAUACCACCAAAAUCAGCUGAAAUAUUCCAUCAAGAUUGAUGAGAAACAUCAAAACGCAAGAGCUUACCUUUCUAGCUUUGCGACUAGAUUGAAAAGCUUUAUGCAGCAUCUGUCAGAGCGUGUUCAAUCAAGACGCUCAAUUGAUUGCAGUGAUCCAUGUGGAUUAGAAUACAAGGCGAUCACGUUUUUAUCUAUACUUGUUCUGCUAUACUUCACCACAAUCCUUCUUCUCGGUAUCGUGAGUAUCGGGUGUUGGCUGAAAUUCCACCGCCCAGAUAUUGCACUCGCAGACGAAGUUUCUCCAUUUUGGGCUGGUACUUUUCUGGCUACAUCAGCGUUUGUGAGCUGUGGCAUGUCUCUUAUUAGUGAUAACAUGGUUCCUUUUCAACGAGAGCCCUACGUACUCCUUGUGAUUGGGUUUAUAGUUCUUGCUGGAAACACUCUUUAUCCAUGUAUUCUUCGAUUAUCCAUCUGGUCUAUGAGAAAGAUGAUGCCUAGCAAUGCGACUUGGGAUUCGUGGCGACGGACUCUAGAUUUCACGCUCGCCCAUUCUCAAAUAGUUUACUCGUAUUUGUUUCCUUCUUGGCAUACCUGGUUCUUGUUUGGUUCCGUGUUCAUACUCAAUUCUGUGAUGUGGGGUGGUUUUGAGAUAUUGACCAUAGGGGAACCUGCAGAAAUCCAGUCACUCCCAAGUCGGUACCGAGCAUUGGAUGGACUCUUCCAGGCUCUGGCUGUCCGUGGUGGAGGAUUCAAUGUCGUGUCUUUCGACAAACUCCCACAGGGAUUACUGAUUUUAUAUCUUCUUAUGAUGUAUAUUUCUGCUUUUCCCGUCUCAGUAGUGAUUCGUAAAUCAGGAAUUAUUCCCAUGCAAUCUUUAGAUUCCAUCUCCCAAAAAGGCGAAGAAUCCGGCAUAUCAUUCCGGGGUGUGAACCUUUUGGGCCCUUCAAAACUUGCUCGCAGCCGCUUUGUAUACGAGCAAGUUCGUUUGCAAAUGAGCAAUGAUCUCUGGUGGCUUUCUUGCGUGAUUAUCUUAAUCACAGUGGUCGAGUCAGGUCACUUCCAGUCACAGCCUCUGGCUUUUUCUACCUUCAACAUCAUUUUUGAAGUGGUUUCUGCGUAUAGUUGUGUCGGUGUGAGUAUUGGAUAUCCUGGAAAGAGUUACGCUUUUUGUGGCGAAUGGCACACGAUCAGCAAGCUCCUGCUUGCCGUGGUUACUUUAAAGGGGAGACACCGUGGCUUGCCUGUUCCUGUCGAGAUUGCCACCUUACUUUCUGGGUCUUGGGGGUGGUCUGAGAAUAGUGAAAUGGAGAUGGAGGAGAAAUCAGACGAGGAGAAGGAAGCUCCCAAAUAG
Molecule: messenger RNA, 1911 nt
Organism: Penicillium taxi
Lineage: Eukaryota; Fungi; Ascomycota; Eurotiomycetes; Eurotiales; Aspergillaceae
Exons: 8
Coding region: 1-1911 (636 amino acids)
Biological process (GO): intracellular potassium ion homeostasis; potassium ion import across plasma membrane
Cellular component (GO): plasma membrane
Molecular function (GO): high-affinity potassium ion transmembrane transporter activity
Source: RefSeq, a predicted model, not a curated record